Lasiodiplodia theobromae is the source of this 2640-nucleotide messenger RNA. RefSeq names its product Heterokaryon incompatibility protein. The coding region runs from base 1 to 2640 and encodes 879 amino acids. The record is from RefSeq and is a predicted model, not a curated record. NCBI's taxonomy places the organism in Eukaryota, Fungi, Ascomycota, Dothideomycetes, Botryosphaeriales, Botryosphaeriaceae. The transcript has 2 exons.
AUGGAUUUUGAAGACUUCCCAGGUUUCAUUCCCUCGAAUGAGGCGCAGCUAUCGGCGAAAUUUGAGGAAGAGAUGAAGGAUCUCUCCUUCGUAUUUAUUGUGCUCAACAGCAGUAGAUACAAGCUGGACGCGGAUGACGCGCAAAUAUUCAUUCCACAACAGCCACACGUGGUCCGCGCCACACCACUUAGCCAGGAUCCCAUUGAGAUAGAAUCCGUCCACAGUCUUUGCCGAGCAUGUCUAAACGCCUUCAACUACUACUGCCACUUCAUCGCCGACGACAAGGAGGCUUGUGGGAUCGCGGACGACCAGAAUAUGCCAUUUGCCGUCAUGCAUCACCGCAACAUCCGCUCACUGAUGGAAACGGCUGCGAACGGGCAAUGUUCCCUGUGUUCCCAGUUACUCGAGGCUCUGCGCGCGCCUGCCGGCCCGCAAAAUAGCGACGACCUCGAGCAUCGCCGCCUGGAGAUGUGCUGGGGUCCGCGCGAGGCUGACGGCGGCAACCAUCUCUACUUUGUCUGGACCGACAGGCGGCGACCGCGCCAGUAUACCAACUACAACACUUACUACCGGUUACGAUUGUGGCCGGUGGAGAACGGCUCACUUGACGCACACUUGCACCUAAGUACUGCGGAUGAUGAAGAGAAGGGACAGCUGGGGGAGAUAGCUGCGAACGACAGCUCUGGAUCCGUGGCGUCGGCGCGUGUUUCCAAGGCGUGGCUCAAGCAGUGCCUGGAGAACGCGGACGGCGCGCACGACGAAUGCAACAACGCUUCCCUCGCCGGAGUCCAGGAGCAAAGCAGCCGCAGCCACCUGCCCACGCGCGUCCUCGACGUCGAAACCGCGAGGAGAACCGGCCGUCUGCGACUCGUCUGCCCGGAAGCCGACCUGGACGCCACGUCGAUGGGCCCGGCCGACCUCCGCUACAUCACGCUCAGUCAUUGCUGGGGCCAAUGGGGCGCGGAAGAGCUCCCCGUGCUGACGACGCGCAACGUCGACGAACGGCGCGAGGCGGGCGCGAGCCUGGCCGACCUGCCCCGGACGUUCCGCGAGGCGGUCGAGGUCGCGGGCGGCUGGUUCGGCGUGCGCUGGCUGUGGAUUGACUCGCUGUGCAUCCUGCAGGACUCGCCGGCCGACUGGGCGCGCGAGGCCGCCGCCAUGGCGAGCACGUACCGCCGCGCCUUGCUGAACCUCAGCGCCGACCACGCCGCGGACGCGCGGGGCGGCUUGUUCGUCAAGCGGAGGCGCGAGGACGACCGGGUGCUGCGGUUGAGGGCUGGAGACCACCGGGCUUGGUGGUGCGUCGCGUUCGACACCUUUGCGUGCCACUGGGCCGGCAGGGCGCCGUCCUUUGACCGCGCGUGGAUCCAUCACGAGCGCCAGAUCGCGAGGCGCGUGCUGCACUUCACCGAGGCCGAGGUGAUGUGGGAGUGUUGCGCCAAGGCGGACGAGGAGUCGUCGUCGCCGUCGACGCCGCCACCAUCCCGAUCAUUCAAGACUGAGACGUUUCCCGGCGGCGUGCCGUUCAGGAGGCCCUUCGCGCGGCCCGGCCAGAGCGUGGGCAACGCGAAAUGGCAGACCAGGCGGGACGUGAGGGACGCUGUCGCCGCGACGGAGGGGAGAGACGCCCGCGUGCGGGAACUGUGGCGGGACGUCUGUGAGGAGUUUGCGCGGAAGGGGUUGACCAAGGCGAGCGAUAUGCCAGUCAUCAUGUCGAGUUUGGCUGAGGAGUUCAGGGCGUUGUUGCCGGAGGAUGCCACAUCACCAACCACAUAUGGCGCACCUUCCUGGUCCUGGAUGUCAGCCAGCCAGCCGAUUGCUCGUAGCCGCUUUGCCAAACCGCAGACUCCCAUCGCACGGAUCGAAGACGACGGCAACCUCGCCGCCCUCCGCGACCAAUUCGGCACCCCGUUGCCUGGCGUUGAGCCCUCUACUUCCCUUACCAUCACUGGCUUUAUCCGGCACGUUGGUGUCGUUUGGGACCGCGUCAGCUUCGCGCCCCCGCGGACCGUCGGAUCGUCUCCUUACAUAUGCGUCCAGCAUCAUUAUACCAUGUUGGUCAAUGAUGAGGACGGCAAUGACGGUUACGAUGGCGGCGAUGGCAAUGAGGAAGAAGAAAAGAGCAAACGCCUUCGCAGUGUCGGUGUUUCCUGGCGAGGCGACAGCGGAGCGGACUUCGAGUGUCACCUCGACCACUACGGCGGCAGAGAUGAUGGCAAUCGCUCCAGCAACAGCAAGGUGCUGCAAGCCUUCUGCCUUUUCGUCGAGGCCGAGCAUCACCAGUUGCCAAGACGGUACGUGGAGGUUGUCGGACUGUUGCUGCAGCCUGUUGGGAAGGCGAGCGGGGGGCGGCGGGUCUUCAGGCGCAUCGGCAUGGUGGAGCUGUCUGGACGGGCGGCGUUGAAGCUGAGGUACAGGGUCAAGCCCGGUCACAGCAUGGAGGAAGGGGACUGGGAGGAGAAUCUGCGGAACGUUGAGGAGGCCGCAGAUAUCGCGUUGGAGUGUCGCCGAAGGGAAGGAGAGGGGCAGGCGGGAGAAGGGGAGUAUGAUGGUGCCAUUUCCGAUCUAUACCUUUACGAUGCGAAGAUUGACAUGACCGCUUUAGAAAGGCUGAAGCCGCAGACGAUCACACUAAUCUAA